GGUGCCCCAAUGGAUGUGCGAGACUGAUUGAGUAUUGCUACAGUCGAUUGUACAGCCUCGUCCACAUGGGACCUCUCCCGACGCCAUCGGGCGACCCGCUCCUGUCAAAGCCCGUGCUCCAUGAGCGGUACUGCAGCGACGCCCUCUCUCGGCAGGGCGCGGAAUCAUGGGUCUCGUGUCUAGAUCUCCAAGCUGUGCUCCAUGCCUCGGAAGCCUCGCGACCCUUGAGUACCUCAGUGAUACCACGGCCAUAAGCAAGACAUCUCCAUGAUCUGGGCCAUCAGCAUCCUAGACUAUUCUAGGAGGUGCACUUGUGAAAAAGACCUCUAAACGUAACAGUAUCGCAGCGGAUAACAGCUGACGCAUUCCACCUCGCAAGUUUGACCUUGGCCACGGAAUUGCAUAGGUCUCCAUCAUGUUGUUGUGAUGCGCUGUAUUCCGUGCAUGCGGAUGAGCUUGUCCCCGGUCCCGGAUUGUGAACGGGAGCAGUCCACUGCCACUCAAGGCAGACAAAACUUCCAAGGACGGGUAUCCGAGGAAGCUACCUUUGAGUUCCGUGCCCCGUCCCCAUACGGUCUAAUGACGACGUCGCCAACGUUAUACGCCGGGUGGCAAGCUGCGACCUGUUGCAGGAAGCUAAUCACUUCGCCGAUGUUGUGUUCCACUAUCCAUUCAUUACGAAGGUCACGCAGGCCACUGCGGGUACUCUGUCAGGUGCAAACCGAAGCCCAAAAGGAAGAUAUAUUCUGAGAUUAUUACUCAAGUACUCACCUCUAUAUCCAAGCAAGUAGAACCCCUAGUAACAAGCGAGAGCCUCCGACCGUCAACAGUGCUCAACGUUCACCACGAAGGCGGGUUGGCAGCCACAUACAGAGAAUCCAACAUAAGCAGC
Dichomitus squalens LYAD-421 SS1 is the source of this 892-nucleotide messenger RNA. RefSeq lists its product as uncharacterized. The record is from RefSeq and is a predicted model, not a curated record. NCBI's taxonomy places the organism in Eukaryota, Fungi, Basidiomycota, Agaricomycetes, Polyporales, Polyporaceae. The coding region runs from base 66 to 254 and encodes 62 amino acids. The transcript is spliced from 5 exons.